ACCAAGACAAAGAGGCAGCUGAAAACGGUGGAUUAGCCUCCUCGAGGCUAGGGCGCAUGUCCAUCCUGUCCAGCCUGACGAGGUGGGAUAAGCCCAUCGUGACUCCGUUCUCUGCUGCAUAUGAGGCAGGUGGUGCAGGUAUACCCGCAGAGAGUGGCUCCUCCACAGGUGGAUUUACAGCCAACCCCCUCCGGCCCAUCUCCCCCUUCCUUCACUGACGUCCAACUGCCCGACCUGCUGGAGAAGUAUGUUAAGAAGAAAUACACCCCUGACAGCAAUUCAAAGGCCUUUGAGCCUCCCAAUCUCCUGCCAGCCAUGGAGAUGAACACUGGCCCCAGCGCAGUCACCGCCCCAGGCAUGGAGCAACACCUCCCUGGGCCCACCCCGUCUCCAAAUAUGAUCCAGCCCUCGCCUCAGAGCAUGGAGCAACACCUCCCUGGGCGCACCCCGUCUCCAAAUGUGAUCCAGCCCCCACCUCAGAGCAAACUGCCACCGACCCCUAUCAAGAGCUAUUACCAUGAUCAAGGAUACAUGAAAAGAUUAGACCCGACCCAGACUCCAACAUCACGAGGCUUCCACAAGCGUCCAGGAAAGAUGGUGGUGUUUGAGCAGGCUGAGUUUGGCGGCCAGGCGUUUGAGAUGUUUGGGGACGUGGAGGAUGCUUCCUUCCUGCAGCUGGCUUCUGUCAUCUCCAUCAGGGUGGUCAGAGGAGGUUGGCUGCUGUAUGAGCUGCCAGGGUUCCUGGGCCGGUCGGUGGCCCUAGAGGAAGGGUCCAUUGAGCUGCAGAACAUGUGGGCAGAACCAGAGCCGCCGGGACUUGCGAUGCCAACGACCCCCAUGAAAAUUGGAUCUAUACGGCUAGCAGUGAGGGACUACAGUGUGCCGAGGAUCGAUCUGUUCACGGAGCCCAACGGUGUGGGUCGCGUCUCCUCCUUCACCGACUUCACCCCCGAGGUCUGCUCCUACUCCCUCCCCCAGAGCACCGGCUCCAUCAAGGUCCACUCUGGAGUGUGGCUGGUGUACAGUGACCCAGGUCUGGAUGGUCUGUUAGCAGUGCUGGAGGAGGGAGAGUACCCUUGUCCUGAUUCAUGGGGCUUCCCAACGCCCUUUGUGGGAUCCAUGCGGCCCCUCAAAAUGGGUGGGAUUAAAGUGGAAAAUCCACAUAACGUCAAGGCCCUUGUCUACGAGAAGCCCCAGUUCCAGGGAGAGUGCAUGCUGGUGGACGCGGACGUGUGGGACUUCGGAGUGGGGGAGGGAGAGGAGGAGGAGAAGGAGAAGGAGGGAGAGGGCCAUCCCAGCAACCCAGCUGUCAGGAGGACACUGAGUACCGUGGGCUCCAUUAAGAUACUGGGAGGAUUGUGGGUGGGUUAUGGAGAACCUGGUUUUGAGGGUCCACAGUACUUACUGGAGGAGGGGGAGUUUGCGGACUGGACAGACUGGGCAGGCUACGGGGACAGACUGAUGUCUCUGCGACCUGUGCUAUCGGAUCUGAUGUCCCCCCAUCUGAAGAUGUUUAGUGAGGUGGACUUUGGGGAUAGAGGUGUGAAUGUGGACCUGUUUGUUCCUGUGCUUAACAUGGAGGAUACUGGAUAUGGCACAAAGACACGGUCUAUAGACGUGAAGUCUGGCAUCUGGGUGGUGUUUGAAAAGGAAGGUUUCUCUGGAGAGCUCUACGUCCUGGAGAAGGGCCUCUACUGCAGCCCUGAAGACUGGGGCGGCAAGAACCCUCAGCUCUUCUCCGUCAUGCCUGUGAUGCUGGACAAUGUGGAGAGCCUUAGCAAGUUUAAGGUUCUGCUGUUCCCUGAGCCUUGGUUCCAGGGAGAACCACUGCUUCUGGAGGAUAGUACAGCCAGCCUGCCUGAUGGGUUCCGCCUAAGCUCUUGCAAGGUUCUGUCUGGAAGCUGGGUGGCGUUUGCACUACCUCAGUUCACAGACCUCAUGUAUGUGCUUGAGGAAGGGGAUUAUCCCACUCUAGAAACCAUGGGCUGCCAGGACCCACUCUCUGGCAUCUGCUCCAUACACACCAUAGUACACGAGUUCUCCCUUCCCUCCAUCACUCUCUUCGCUAAGCCUGACCUCAGAGGCAAGAAGGCAGUCUUGACAGGCAAUGCAGUGAACCUAUCACUGGCAGGCAUUGACGGGCGCACACGCUCGCUAUUGGUCAGCGGAGGCAUGUGGGUGUUGUAUGAGGAGAGUAACUACAGAGGCCGGCAGUUCCUCCUCCAGCCCAGUGAGGUAUCUGAUUGGAUGCAAUUCAGUGGCUGGCAACGAAUCGGAUCUCUGCGACUUCUGCUGCAGAAACCGGUGUAUGUGCGUCUGCGGAACACGGAGUCGGGGUGUUUGAUGUCGCUGAGCGGGCCUCUGGACGACAUCAAGCUGCUGAGAGUGCAGGCUGUGGAGGAGAGCGACGGGCCUGAGCAGAGCUGGCUCUACUGCAACGGCCUGCUGCGCUGCAAGCUGGUGGAGGACUGUUGCCUGGAGACGUCGGGCACCGUUGUCAUGGCAGGAUGCCGGCUGAGCGUCUCGGCGGAGCCGGGGAAGGACAACCAGCUGUGGAGCAUCACACAGGACGGCCGCAUCCGCACACACGUCAACCCAGAGCUGGUGCUGGAGGUCAAAGGCGGCCAGCAGUACGACAGGAACCAGGUGAUCGUCAACACGCUGGACGAGAGGAAGGCCAACCAGAGAUGGACCGUGGAGAUCCUGUAACCCGGCCAACCAAGCAAGCACCAGACUCACGACGGACAUCAUGGGGAACUGCGUCUUCCCACGGAGCCUCGUGAGGGGCCUCUUAUGAACUCUUGUAGGAGCCACAGAGAGGACCUCUUACACCUCUGCCUUCUUGGGGCCUCUCAUGAACUCUUCUUCUAGGGGCCACAGAGAGGACCUCUUACACCUCUGCCUUCUUGGGGCCUCUGUGGACAUCAGCACUAGAAACACUAGUAGCACACAGCAGCCCAGAGGACUUCAGAGCAGUGGACUUCUAAGGGCUGGUGUUUGUCUAACACAUUUGAGCGCAAUCAAGUAACCCUGACCACCCCUUAACACUAAUUUAUCCGGCACUUUCUGAAGAACAUUUCAGGACCACUUUAAACAUUCACUAGAGACCCGGCAAGCUUACUGCGCACAGUAUGGACCCUUAUAACUUUUACUGUUCUAUAAUGGGGUUAAGUUAUGACUAACCAAGUCAUGACUAACUCAUUUCUGACUAUUCCAUGAAUUAUAUGACCUUGAUGUGACUUUGUAAAGUACACCACACACACACACACACACACACACACACACACAUGUAUGCCAUGACGUUUUAAGCACAAAUAUCUGUAAAUGUAUGAUUUUUCAUAAUGUAUUUCACACACUCACAAGGCAAACACACACACACACACACACUCGCUGUAAGGUGGUGCCAUGGUUGUGUAUCCAGAUAUACAGAUUUAUCUUCUUUUUUUUUUUCUGUAACUGGCUCUGUUCUUGUAAAUGUUGGAUUUUUCUAGAAAAUACUGAUACCGUUACAUUCCAAAGGAUUAAAGAAUCUUUUAUUGUC
Molecule: messenger RNA, 3541 nt
Organism: Clupea harengus (Atlantic herring)
Lineage: Eukaryota; Metazoa; Chordata; Actinopteri; Clupeiformes; Clupeidae
Gene: crybg1a
Product: crystallin beta-gamma domain containing 1a
Biological process (GO): lens development in camera-type eye; visual perception
Molecular function (GO): structural constituent of eye lens
Source: RefSeq, a predicted model, not a curated record